UUAAACCGCUGAUUAAGUUCAUUUUAAGUAAUCUAAAGUUAGGUCCUUUCUUCAAUCCAACGGCAGGUUUCCGUUUUUGUCAUUUAAAAUCAAGAAUUCGAAAAAGAAUAUGUAGUAUAAACCCAGUUACCUAUGACCUACAAGUCAAAAGCUUCCAACUGAAGUUUGUAAUAUUAGAAACGAAUUAAAUAUUAAAGCAAGAAAGAUCUCUUCUAAGAAACAUGUCAGGAAAAUAUUGGAAUACUCUCUGCUUGGCUCUGGGCCUUAUCAUGGGCAUUGGGCUGGCACUCCUCUUUGAGUAUUUUCAGACUUCCGAAGUGGAUCUCGACCCCGAGCAAAUCCAAGAUGGGAUUAUUCAGCAGAACCGUACGGAGCAAGAUCUGGCUAGUUGGCUUUACAACGAGACCAGGGUACUCUGCAUGGUGCUAACGAUGCCACAAAACCACGAAACGAAGGCCUUGGCAGUGAAACGAACCUGGGGAAGGCGUUGCAAUAAGCUGAUCUUCAUCAGCAGCCAGGAGGACAAGGAGCUGGGUGCUAUCAAUGUGAACGUUCUCGAGAAGCGAAGACAUCUAUUUAGAAAAGUGCGAAAGGCUGUGAAGUACGUGUUCCAGAACUUUGUGGAGGAUUAUGAUUGGUUUCUCAAAGUAGAAGAUGACACCUUUGUGAUAAUGGAGAAUCUGCGUCUACUGCUUUAUCCAUACGAUCCUGAGGCUGCUCUUUACUUUGGCCACCGAAACCACUUCUCCUCUCGGCAUGGAAACAAAUCCUUAGGAUCUAGCUAUGUGAUGAGUCGGGAGGCCCUACGUCGGCUCCAUCACUUACCCCGGAAUAUAUAUAAUUUAGAUUCUUUAAAUUCAUUAUCCGAAGAGGAACAGUUGGGCUUUUGCAUGCGGCAUGCGGGUGCUGUGGCAGGUGAUGCCCGAGAUGAGGAAGGUCUUGAUCGAUUCAUGCCCAUGACUCUGCCUGAUAAGAUGCCUAAGCUAAAGGAUCUGGAGUUCUGUAAACCUGUCAAAGAAAUUGGCUCGAAAUCAGGAAUAACUAUUCAUCACGUGAAAAACCACAAUAUGAUGGAUUUUCUUCUAUAUAGACUGCAUGUUUUUGGAGUUCCUGUAAUGCCGAUCUCCUUGCCACCUAAGCUGGAUCAAAUACAACAGGAGAAACAGUUGAUUCUUUGGGCUUUGGAAAACCACACAGAUUUUAACACUACUUUAAAAAACUAGUUUUAGAGUAGUUUUAAAACUGCAUUAAAGUAUAAUACUUAGAAAGA
This is a messenger RNA of Drosophila serrata, 1270 nucleotides long. RefSeq names its product glycoprotein-N-acetylgalactosamine 3-beta-galactosyltransferase 1-like. NCBI's taxonomy places the organism in Eukaryota, Metazoa, Arthropoda, Insecta, Diptera, Drosophilidae. Gene Ontology annotation, cellular component: membrane. Gene Ontology annotation, molecular function: N-acetylgalactosaminide beta-1,3-galactosyltransferase activity. The record is from RefSeq and is a predicted model, not a curated record.